This is a messenger RNA of Rhizophagus irregularis DAOM 181602=DAOM 197198, 957 nucleotides long. RefSeq lists its product as uncharacterized. The record is from RefSeq and is a predicted model, not a curated record. Lineage: Eukaryota; Fungi; Glomeromycota; Glomeromycetes; Glomerales; Glomeraceae.
AUGCAAUUUCCUCCCAUUGCCUCAAAUAAUAUCACCACUGAUUUUAAUAUCAAUACUGAUAUUACUUGCAGGAUAAGAAAUGAAAAAUGUGAUGCGACUGAUGCGUGUUUGUGUGAAGAUUAUUUUGGCCGGAUAUCUAAUGAAAGCUGGACAGAUAAUUGUUGGACUUUUUCACCAUUUAAAUCAUUCGAUCCUACUAAACGAAAUGAAAAAAAAGAAAUAUCUUACCUUGAUAGUGUAAAUGGGUCAAUUAUUUUAACUAUUGCGAACAGAUUACCCCCUACUGGUAAUUAUUUUGCAAUCAAGUUUAAUUAUGCCUUCACAAAUGACUCGACUCUACAAUAUAUGACUCCCAAUCUGUACCCAUUCAACCGAGGAAAUUUAAUUUUAAUUGAGUUUGGUAUUAAAAUAAGAAAGCGCUAUGACAAUCUUUUCUCGAAAGCAUAUGGGUUUAAAUCUAAACUCAUAAAUGCAACUGCUAAUGUUGUAAUCAGGGAACUCCAACAACAAGCAGAAAAUUCUACCAUUUUAAUAAUUAAACCAAAGGAUAAUUUAGUAUACACUGAGGAAGAAACUUUUCAAUAUACUAUUGGUUAUAUUAUUUCAAGUUUGGGUGGUUUCUAUAGUGCAAUAUACGGAAUUUAUGUUUUAUUUUUUGGGCCUGGAAAACAAUCUCCUUGGGGCCUCACACAAAAAUAUAUGUGUUGCUGGGAUAUUCGCCGAGAGUAUGAAAGAAAACUGGCUAAACGAUAUGUUUCUGAAGCCAAUAUUCCUUUGGUUGAUCCUUUUCCCUAUAAAGACACAGACGAAAACAGACUAGGAACAAUUACAAAAGAUAGAAUUGAGAGACUAGAAACUAUGUUGGAAGAAUGUUAUCUUGAUGCAAGUUAUUUUAAAACAUUAAAAGGUGUGGUUAAAGCAAAUGAAGCUUAUAAAAAAGAAUAUGGACUGAAAUAA